CAGUACUUGUUGUGCUGGACGUCGAACAACUUGCGGAAUUUCUCCUGUAUACGAUCAUACCAACUCACACAAUAGGACGAUGGCCUGGAUGUGUAGCGGGAGGACGAACAAGGAACUCGUUCAGAGGAUGAUCGACUCCAAGCUGAUCAAGAGCGAACGGGUUGCCGCUGCUAUGAAGGCAACAGACCGGGCAUCGUAUGUGCGGUACAAGGAGGACGCCUACGUCGACUCGCCCCAGUCCAUCGGCUACGCAGCAACAAUCUCAGCUCCGCACAUGCACGCACACGCGGCGGAGAACCUCCUUCCCCUCCUCUUCCCCGGUGCGAAAGUGCUAGACGUGGGCUCCGGUUCUGGGUACACAGCGGCAAUCUUCCACCGGCUCGUGAGCAGCGAGGGGAAGAAAGGACUCGUAGUGGGCGUGGAGCAUAUCUCGGAGCUGACGGACUGGAGCGUGGAGAACCUGAAGAGGGACGGGCUGGCGAAGGCGGUUGAGGAUGGGGAGAUUGUCAUGUUUGCAGGUGACGGGCGCAAAGGUGACCCGGAACGAGGUCCGUUCAACGCGAUCCACGUCGGUGCCGCCUCGCCCGAGCUGCCCCAAGUGCUCGUCGACCAACUUGCCAAGCCAGGGCGGAUGUUCAUCCCUGUCGGUACGAACGAGCAGGCCAUCAUCCAGGUUGACAAAGACGAGCAGGGGGCGGUGACGAUGAAGGAGCUGUUUGGGGUUAUGUAUGUGCCGUUGACGGAUAAGACGAAGCAGUGGCGUUGAUACCAUCUAUGAGGAACCAGCUGUGUAAUAAUAAAAAAGAGUUAGUCCUGUUUGAAUGAAUGUUACUAU
Dacryopinax primogenitus is the source of this 835-nucleotide messenger RNA. RefSeq names its product protein-L-isoaspartate O-methyltransferase. Gene Ontology annotation, biological process: protein modification process. Bases 80 to 766 code for a protein of 228 amino acids. Gene Ontology annotation, molecular function: protein-L-isoaspartate (D-aspartate) O-methyltransferase activity. The transcript has 6 exons. Lineage: Eukaryota; Fungi; Basidiomycota; Dacrymycetes; Dacrymycetales; Dacrymycetaceae. The record is from RefSeq and is a predicted model, not a curated record. Gene Ontology annotation, cellular component: cytoplasm.